AUGCCUCUUUUUGAUUUAGAAACCGAUGACCAAAUUAGGGAAUUUAUGCAAAAUGAAGGGAAAAAGCAUUAUAAACCGUAUGUGGAAAUGAGUCGCCGUCUCCCUAAGUUCACCCCCAAACAAAUAUGUCAUAGGUGGAAUUAUAAGCUCAACCCUCGCCUUACGGAUGGUCCUUUUACGCAGGAAGAAAAGGAAUUCAUAUAUAAAUGGGUUACAAAAAAUAUAAAGGAAUCCGGAGAAAUUAGAUGGUCUCAUUGCCAAAAGUUAAUGGAGAAAAAAUUCAAAAAAUUUCGUGCUGUCAAUAGGAUCCAAGGAAUGUGGCUCACACAUCGUAGACACUUAGAACGUGGUGUCAAAAAAACCAAAAUUCCUGGUACUAAUACUAUUGACUUAUCUCAUGUCAAGCAACACACCACUAUUGUCUUCAACCCCUCUUAUACUACCUUAGUCUUCUCAGAUGUACCUAUUCUUCGAACUCGACCUCGUUUACCAACUUUAAUUCCUAGUUUUCAACCCGAAAUUAAGAUUCCGAAAAUGAUGCCUUUGUUUUAA
This is a messenger RNA of Funneliformis geosporum, 552 nucleotides long. The record is from the annotation of a GenBank genome assembly. Lineage: Eukaryota; Fungi; Glomeromycota; Glomeromycetes; Glomerales; Glomeraceae.